Molecule: messenger RNA, 975 nt
Organism: Octodon degus (degu)
Lineage: Eukaryota; Metazoa; Chordata; Mammalia; Rodentia; Octodontidae
Gene: Rbp4
Product: retinol binding protein 4
Exons: 6
Coding region: 122-727 (201 amino acids)
Biological process (GO): retinol transport
Molecular function (GO): retinol binding; retinol transmembrane transporter activity
Source: RefSeq, a predicted model, not a curated record
CCCCCUCCCCCCGGGGCUAUAAAGCGCGGGUCGGCCGGCGGGCGCUCGCCUCCCUGCUCCUCGCGCCGGGACGCGGCGGCCAGGCUUGCACGCGGCUCCGGUGGGCGGACUCCCGGGCGAGAUGCAGUGGGUGUGGGCGCUCGUGCUGCUGGCGGCGGCGGGCGGCGGGCGCGCGGAGCGCGACUGCAGAGUGAGCAGCUUCCGAGUCAAGGAGAACUUCGACAAGGCUCGCUUCUCUGGGACCUGGUAUGCAGUAGCCAAGAAGGACCCCGAGGGUCUCUUUCUGCAAGACAACAUCAUCGCUGAGUUCUCCGUGGACGAGAAAGGCCACAUGAGCGCCACAGCCAAGGGCAGAGUGCGUCUGUUGAGUAACUGGGAAGUGUGCGCAGACAUGGUGGGCACCUUCACGGACACCGAAGACCCGGCCAAAUUCAAGAUGAAGUACUGGGGCGUUGCCUCCUUUCUCCAGAAAGGGAAUGACGACCACUGGAUCAUCGACACGGAUUACGACACCUUUGCGCUGCAGUACUCCUGCCGCCUGCUCAAUCUGGACGGCACCUGUGCCGACAGCUACUCCUUCGUGUUCUCCCGUGACCCCAACGGCCUGACCCCGGAGGCGAGGGCGCUGGUGCGCCAGCGGCAGGAGGAGCUGUGCCUGGACAGGCAGUACCGGAGGAUCGAGCACAACGGUUACUGUCAAAGCAAAUCAGGAAGAAACUUUUUGUAGUAACAUCAAAGAUGUAAAAUUUCAUUUGGAAACUUUCACCUAACUCUCAGUCUUCGCUAUUUAUCUUACGCGUUCAGUCUUCCCUGCAUCUCCCUGUGUGAACAUAAAACCGUCCUUACAUAUAAAAUGUAUGUGGGAAGGAUAAAAUCUGCUCACAUCAAAUGUAUACCUUGCUGAAGUUUUCUGAGGGACUACUUGAGGGUUGGGAUUCCAAACUUUGAUUUAUUAAAAUAUAGACACCAGCUUUC